Messenger RNA from Porites evermanni, 2952 nucleotides. The record is from the annotation of a GenBank genome assembly. NCBI's taxonomy places the organism in Eukaryota, Metazoa, Cnidaria, Anthozoa, Scleractinia, Poritidae.
AAGAGUUCAGCCUGGGUUCAAGGUGUUCAAGAUCGCUUGAAAGCUGGUAAAAGCUACCUUAAGACAAACUUCAAGAUCCGCGUUUCUGAAGAAAGCCAGUGUGCUGAUCACUGCCGGGUAUUUGCGUUGUCUGACCCUGAAGAUCACCUCUGUGAGCAUGAACACAUGAAAUCAUGUCAAAGCUGUGACAAUAUCAAGAAUAUUCUUGAGGAAAUAGAACUGGUAUUGUCAUCAAGAGACCUUCACUUCAGGUAAACGAUUACUGAUACCAUGUUUCAAAACCAAAAACCUAAACUUUCUUGCAGUCAAAACCAAAGAAAGAAGACCGAUUUCUCCCCUAACAGAUUUUAUAUUGUUCAGUUUAUUGUUGAUCGUUUCAUUUUACACAUGUAAAAAAAAUUCUUCACAGGAUAUUACGAAAAGAUAUAGAUUGUAAUUUUACCUGAUCAUGAAGAGUAAGUUUUCUAAUUGUCAUAUCUUAAUCACCUUUUUUUCAAUUGGAAACGGAUGGCUCAGGUGACUGAAAUCUACAGUUGUUUAACUUUGGAAACAAUGCCGCGUUUACUUCAUUAAACAAAGGAUCAGGAAAAAUAUACGGUGCAAAGACGAGCAAAUGAUGUCGCCCUAAAACGUCAAGAAAUUAUAAUUACAUCUUUGAUAACAGAAGGAAACCAUCAACUUUUUUAUUUUGAUUUCUAGAUAUCAAGACGAAAAGGAGGAACUAGAGCAUGACAUUAGUAACGCUAUAGACAAGAUUGAGCGAUGGAGGGCCCACAUCUUAAGAGCAGUACACCAGGACGUAGCAAAGGAUGAUAUCCUCAACAAUAUAACGCCAGAGCAAGCUUUAAUUAUCAUGGAUUGGGCUAUGAAAUUCCUUCCGUUGAAGUAUAGGGAAACGCAAGGAGAGUGGUUUGGAAAGAAAGGCGUCUCUUGGCAUGUCACAGCCGUGAUAACAAAACUGAAGGAAGAGUUUGAGGUAUUUUCUACAAGCAUAUUCCACAUCUGACUAUGGGCAUAUCCAAAACGGUGCAUGAUGCUUUGUCUGUCUCUGUAUGUACUACGCCGCUCAGUGGGAUUAUGCGCAAAUCCUUUUUUGACAACACGGAACUACACUUAUACGAAACGUAGGAAUUGCAUGCCGAAAUUUUAUCUUUAACAGGACACCUGUAGGGAUCUCUUCUCGGAAGAGAUCCCUGUCUGUUGACACUGUGUUGAUUCUCGUGAGCAACCGUUUACAGGAGGUUUGACGGUAUAUUCCUUAAACUACCAUUACAGUUUCAGAUAUUAUAGUAGUUGAAUUUGUGUCCUAAAUAGACGAAAUGCUCAGUUUUCAUCUUAUUCCCUGAGUAACAGUAGAGUUAUCCACAUUCACUUGCUGUACAAAAUAUGGUAAAGGCAAUGUAUAAAUUAGGUAUUGACAGUGGAGGUAGGUUGGUGUCCGCGUGACAGGUUAAAAGCUUACACUGAUUACUUUAUUUGCACAUUCUACUAAGGAAAUAAUUCCUUGAAAUCUUUAGCUAUGAAGUGCAGGAAGAUACGAGGCAUAGUUAUAGUCAAGGGAUGAAACAACAAGUUGACAACAGAUAGGAUUACCAGAAGAGUAGGUAUUUGAAAGUCAGUGAGCUUUCCUGUUGUACUUUAUUUAACCUCAUGGAGCCGAUAGUGUAACAUUAUUUCUUAUGUUCAUAUGUAUAGGUAAGGACAUACGUUCAUCUGCUGGAUCACUACAGCCAGAACUGGUUUGCUGUUGCAUCUAUUUUUGAGAACACGCUUAUGGAAAUAAAGAGGAAGUCACCUGAGAUUGUCGAGGCGUUUGUACGUAGUGAUAACGCUGGAUGUUAUCACUGUGCUCUUUUAUUGCUAAGUAUUCCUGGUAUUAGUCAACGUACAGGUGUAACUACAAGCCGAUACGACUUCAGUGAAUCAAACAGUGGUAAAGAUAUAUGCGAUCGCCAUAUUUCUCCUUUGAAAAGUCAUAUACACCAGUACGUCAAUACAGGAAAUGAUGUCGAGAAGGCAAAAGAUACGAAGAAAGCAAUAGAUUCUUACUCCAGAGUUAGAGGUUGCCGUGCAUCAGUUGUAAAGGUGGACACUUGCGCACAGGAUCUGCAUAAUCACAACUGGAACGGAGUACUGAUGUUUUCAAACUUCAAGUUUUGCGCAGACAGAAUCGGGAUGUGGAAAGCCUUUAAUGUUGGAGAGGGAAAGUUCGUUCGUUACAAUAAGCUAAUGAAGAAAGGCACCAGCCAGGGAAGUACCCGAUUGGAGGUCGUUGAGCCCUUCACAUCCCCGCGUGUGUCGACUGGCUUCUUGUACAAAAAUAGCAAAACGACGGAAAACAAAAGUGAACCUUGUGAAUUCAGUUGCCCUCAACCAGGCUGCAUCAAGUUAUUCAAAACGACAACAGCAUUGCAAAACCACCAGGACUUUGGCAAGCACAUUUUUUGCACCCAAAAGGAUUCCACGCAUGACAGUAUUAAGCGUAAAUGGGCUAACGCAUGCACCAACCUAUGCCCUUCAUAUAUUCCAUCCAAAAAGAACCUUGAAGGAUUGAGCCAAGAAGAGUGCGGAGAGUACCCCACUGCUGAGCCUGGCUGGGCCUUGAAGAAAAACAAGAAGACCGGGCGAUUUUCAGAACAUGUCAAAGAGUACCUCCUUAAACUGUUUCUUGAUGGAGAAGAGACAGGAAAUAAGAGCGACCCUGCCGUUGUUGCCUCAAACUUGAGGUCACUUCGUGGACCAGAUGGCGUAAAAUUGUUUUCUUCUAAAGACUGGCUCAGCGCUCAACAAGUUACAUCAUACUUUUCACGUCUCGCAUCGGUCGCUAAGAGUGGAAAGCUUUCUUUAAACAAGAAGACUGUAAUAGAGGAAGAAGAUAUUCUCGAUGCCCUUGUUGAGAAAGGAGAACGAGAGUCCAUGCGAGAGAAAGUUUUUCACGUUGUGGACUUAUAG